This is a messenger RNA of Meyerozyma guilliermondii ATCC 6260, 1083 nucleotides long. RefSeq lists its product as uncharacterized. Bases 1 to 1083 code for a protein of 360 amino acids. Lineage: Eukaryota; Fungi; Ascomycota; Pichiomycetes; Serinales; Debaryomycetaceae. The transcript has a single exon. The record is from RefSeq and is a predicted model, not a curated record. Gene Ontology annotation, molecular function: protein binding.
AUGCUGAACAGCUUAUUAAGUGGAAACGGGCGUCACAAUUGGGUCUUCGUCAUAGAAAGCACCAAUCUAACGAAUUUCCUCGACCUACGACCGUGGAUCACAAUGAUGAAAACUCGCUCAAAGCGCAACAGUUUCGUCAUGACGUGGGAAAAAUUAAGCCAAAGUAAUGCUUUACCAACUUCUUACAACAACAUGGUCCUAGACGUGGAGAAUCAACGAUGGAUACCCAACGACAAAGAGAAUGACAUGGGUGGAAGCUUGGACUCGAUUGAAGAUCUCGAAACCAUGAAUGAGAGAGAAAAUAGUAUAUUGAAACCUACUGAUGGCAACAGAGUUUUGAAAGCGAAGAACCACAAACAAGAAGUUUCCUUUCACUUGCCCCAUGAGAGCGAGACAUCGACACCUAAACGACGUUCGCCGAUGCCUGGAGAUGUAACUCAAGUAUCCCAGCUAGACGAUGUGACAUUCACGCAAACGCAUAAAAAGCUAGUUUCCUUGUUAACUGAAACAAUUCCUGAAUCGCUGUGGGGCAAGGUUACUGAUGUAAACUUGUCGGCUCUUCAACUUGACUCAGUCGAGGGCCUUGCCGACUUCUUACCCAACUUGGUAUCAGCAAACAUUGCAGACAACAAUAUCAAAUUCUUGGCGGGUAUUCCCGAAAGCAUUUUACUGUUGAAUGCAUCCAAGAAUGAUUUGAGAAACGUCACAUCUUUUCAGAAUUUUCAAGCUUUACAACAGUUGCUGUUGGCGGAUAACAAUUUGAGUCUGGUAGAAAAUUUGCGUCACAAUGUUCAUUUGAAUCGGUUGCUGUUAGCCAAUAACCAGAUAUCAUCUCUCAAUGGUUUAGAAGGUUUGAGAAACCUCAUUUAUUUGGAUCUUUCCCGAAACCUGUUAUCUGGCGAAAUAGAUUUUUCAAAUUUCGACUUACCAAAUGUCCAAGAGAUUAAUUUGUCCGAUAAUCGCAUCACGUCUAUUGUGGGUAUUGAGCGUUUGCACUCGUUGAGAAUCCUCAAUGUUAAUGAUAACAGUAUUUCCAGAAUGAGUUGUGAAGGAGUACAUCCACUCAUGAAAAGUUGCUCGUGA